Molecule: messenger RNA, 558 nt
Organism: Alternaria atra
Lineage: Eukaryota; Fungi; Ascomycota; Dothideomycetes; Pleosporales; Pleosporaceae
Exons: 1
Coding region: 1-558 (185 amino acids)
Source: RefSeq, a predicted model, not a curated record
AUGUUCAAGAUCGUCUCCUCGAACGCCUAUCCGCAACACGAAGGACUCGUUGAGGAAGAGGGACUAUAUAUCGAUGCUUCAGCGUCUCAAUAUCUUCGAGCACCGGGAGUAUACGCUGUCAGGAGAUAUCCUGUCGAUCCGAGAAGGGCGGCGGCAAGGCCACCUAGAUGUACGCAUCUAGGUGGUGCUUACAUGGUUCACCUCCAGGAGCUAUGUGAGACUACUCGCUGGCGGAAUUCCCGGUUAGAAGCCAUCAUCAGGACGGUCGACAAUGAGGUGUACGGAAAGAUCACUGGUCUUGGAGGGCCUAGUAUACUGGCGAACAAAAGCGUUGGAGAGUGGAAAGACCUCGAGCAGUGGAUACUUGCUUCCAUUAAUGUCAGUCUUCAGUCCCUCGUGGCCAAACUGGAUCACGUCCACAUUCCGCCCGGUGUCGACAGGGAGACACACCACAAGCUUAUCGCAACAGACUGUUUUGGUACCGGCCAUGAGAAUAUCAUUGGAUCCCUGGAGAGAGUUUCGGGGGGUGUACAGGUCACUCGGUGGCAAAAUCCUUGA